Messenger RNA from Rhinolophus ferrumequinum (greater horseshoe bat), 1898 nucleotides. RefSeq names its product diphosphoinositol polyphosphate phosphohydrolase 3-beta. Gene Ontology annotation, cellular component: cytoplasm; nucleus. Gene Ontology annotation, molecular function: endopolyphosphatase activity; bis(5'-adenosyl)-hexaphosphatase activity; bis(5'-adenosyl)-pentaphosphatase activity. The record is from RefSeq and is a predicted model, not a curated record. The transcript has 2 exons. NCBI's taxonomy places the organism in Eukaryota, Metazoa, Chordata, Mammalia, Chiroptera, Rhinolophidae. Bases 274 to 768 code for a protein of 164 amino acids. Gene Ontology annotation, biological process: adenosine 5'-(hexahydrogen pentaphosphate) catabolic process; diadenosine pentaphosphate catabolic process; diphosphoinositol polyphosphate metabolic process.
CGGCGGCGGCGGCAGUGCCUCCACCUCCUCCACUCAGGCGUCUGCACUGGCGACCCCCGCCGCGGAGGGGCGGACUGACUGACGUCCUCGCCGGCCGCCCCCGCCCCCGCCCCGCCCCCGCCCCAGCUUCUUUUAGGUGCCGGGCUCCCGGGCUGAGGCGCUCGCUUCUGUUUCCCUGCCCCUCGCCGUAGCCCUUUCUGUCCGCAGCACCUCGGCCGGCGGCUGCGGCGGCGACCCGAGCAGAAGCGAGCGUGGGAGCAGGCGGCCUGAAGGAUGAAGUGCAAGCCCAACCAGACGCGGACCUACGACCCCGAGGGCUUCAAGAAGCGGGCGGCGUGCCUGUGCUUCCGGAGCGAGCGGGAGGACGAGGUGCUGUUAGUGAGUAGCAGCCGGUACCCGGACCGCUGGAUCGUGCCGGGCGGGGGCUUGGAGCCCGAGGAGGAGCCGGGCAGCGCGGCGGUCCGAGAGGUGUUCGAGGAGGCGGGAGUCAAAGGGAAGUUAGGCCGGCUCCUGGGCGUCUUCGAGCAGAACCAAGAUCGCAAGCACAGAACGUACGUGUAUGUCCUGACUGUCACUGAGAUUCUAGAGGAUUGGGAAGAUUCGGUGAGCAUUGGGAGGAAGCGAGAGUGGUUCAAAGUCGAAGAUGCGAUCAAGGUCCUCCAGUGCCACAAGCCCGUGCAUGCCGAAUACCUGGAGAAACUAAAGCUGGACGGUUCCGCCACCGGUGGAAACUCCGUGGCCCUGUCCGUGCCGGGGAGCGACCCCUAAUUUACUUUGAAAGAAUCAAGUAUGUGAACCCAAUGAUGAAUUGUGAAGCACAGAUGAGCUCUUUCAUACUUUCAAGAACUCAGCUCAUCCUAUGCUUUUGGACACUUCUUCCCUGUUUAUUACAAUGAUAAUUCUCCAGGUUGUUGCACUACCACUGUAUCUGUACAGACUUCUAAUUUGGCACUUAUGGCCUUCUUUGUGCUUUUAUGAUUAUGUAUUUGUAUUUUCCACCAGCUUAUGUGAUCUCGAAUGCAAGGAUCUUGUUUCCUUAGUCUUUUUAUAUAUACACGACAUCACUUGAAAUAUGGUAGACAUCACUGAAGUUUUGUCGAAAUAAUAUUUUGUAAUGACACUGACUGAUAAAGCAUUCACCUUCUAAUCUGGUUUUAGUACAAAAAAUGCUGUCUAACAUACAUAUAGCUUUUGUAUAUCAGGUGUCACACAAGUGUUUCAAGGCAGCUGUGAGAUAAUAGCAAAACUUCUUACUCAUAUGUCUAUGUCAUCCGAGACAUUAUGUGUCUCCUGAUGAUAGUACACUACACCACCUAUGAAAUACAUUUGCCAGAAUUUUGAACCUAAAUCUGACUGUGCCUCUAGAUAUAACUCCUAAUCUAUAGAAAAUACAGGAAACAGAGAAACAUUAUACCACAGAGAUGAUAUCAGCAGAAUCCAGAUUGUAGGAAACUAUAGGACAAAUGACCAGGUUUCUUCAGUAAAUGAAUAAAUAGCCUGGAUAAAGGAAGGAAAUGGAGAAUGAACGUAGAGGUUAGAAGAGACUUAAGAGACAUGUCAACCAAUUGUAAUAUAUGGAUCUUCUUUGGAUCCUGAUUUGACCAAACUGUAAAAUAAAUACAUUUAUGAGACAAUCCAGAUAAUUUGAAAAUUGACUUGAUAUUUGAUACUUGUUUGGUUAAUGGUAUUGUGGUUCUGUUGAAAACAAGAGUCUUAUCUUUUAGAGAUACACACAUUCUCAAACAUUUACAGUUAAAAUGAUGUCUGGAAUUUGCUUCAAAAUAAGAAGUCUGGAUGUUAAGUGCAUUGGAGAUAUUGAUGAAACAAGAUGGGCCUUGACUUGAUAAAUUGUUGAAGCUGGGUGAUGGUUAAAUGAGGCUCAUUAUACUCGUAUGUUU